CAUUCAUUUACUUCAGACUCAAAAGCCAUCCCCCUCUCUCUCCCUCUCGAUCUCUCAUGGACUCCUCCAAGGCCAAUCCACCACCACCCACACUUCCCAUCUACUACACCCCCUUGCCACCCCAACCCGAUGCCCCAAACUACAUCCUUUUACCGCUCCACCACCCUGCAACCGCCUCCCCACGGCGGCUCCAUACCAUUUGCGCCAUGUCGCUGAUUCUUUUAGCCUCGGUAGCCUACAUACUUUACCCAUCGGAGCCGGACAUAGAUGUGGUGCGGCUCCGACUGAACCGGGUCCAAUUCCACACCCAACCGCAUGUGCUCGUCGACAUAUCCCUAUUCCUCACUAUCAAAGUCUGUAACGCCGAUGUCUACUCCAUGGACUAUAGCACGCUUGAUGUGGCGAUCGGGUACCGGGGAAAGAUGCUGGGGCAUGUGAAGUCGGACCAUGGUCAUGUGAUGGCGCUCGGGUCAUCCUAUGUGGAUGCCGAGCUGGAGUUCGACGGGGUUGAGGUGUUUAGCGACGCGGUGUUCUUGCUCGAGGACUUGGCCAAGGGCACGGUUCCACUCGACACGGUUACAACGAUCGACGGGCGAGUUGGGUUGUUGUUCUUUGGCUUCCCUCUGAAAGCCAAAGUAUCAUGCGAGGUCUCAGUGAACACCCACAAUCAAACCAUCGUGCGUCAAAACUGUUUUGCUGAGUGAUGGAUUGCUUUGCCAUGAUGAAUCAGAAUCAGGAGGCUCCGUAUUAUCUCUAGCUUCAGUAUGUGAUUAGAUUUCGCGACAGCUUGUGUCUGCGAUAUACAUAGACGUCGAACGAACCAUAUGCGCACACAGCGCUUUAGCUUGUACUAGCAUUAUGCCUUCCUUUCAAACAUAAUCGUGCAUCUGGUUGCACUAAUAAUGAUAAAAGGGCCUGUGAUACUUUAGUUUGUUAUAUAGUGAUUGUAAGAGAAUCGACUUUUGCUGAAGAACCAAUCGGGAUAGAAGGUUGGUAUCAA
Eucalyptus grandis is the source of this 1000-nucleotide messenger RNA. RefSeq lists its product as uncharacterized. Gene Ontology annotation, cellular component: plasma membrane. The record is from RefSeq and is a predicted model, not a curated record. Bases 57 to 704 code for a protein of 215 amino acids. Lineage: Eukaryota; Viridiplantae; Streptophyta; Magnoliopsida; Myrtales; Myrtaceae. The transcript has 3 exons.